This is a messenger RNA of Symbiodinium natans, 4350 nucleotides long. The record is from the annotation of a GenBank genome assembly. NCBI's taxonomy places the organism in Eukaryota, Dinophyceae, Suessiales, Symbiodiniaceae.
AUGGUGCCAGAGGACAUCUGUGGAUGGCCCCCCCCCCCCCACAAAUGGGACCCUCGAUCCGAAAGGAGGGAGAAGUAUGCGGGCCAACCAAACCUAGCCUCUAAAAGGGUUUCUGCUGUCGAACUGCAGGUGGUAAACCCAGUGGAGGGCUUGUCGCUGCACAGCGAGGCGCUGCUGCGGCGCGCCGCCGGGGAGCGCCUCCAGGUGGCGCUGCUCUUCAGCCACUUUGACAGCUGUUUGGACGGCCGGUACACUGCCAAGCAGCUCGAGGAUCUCAUGCACUCCGUCGUGGACCAGGCGAAUACCGUUUUGGCCACUGCCGGGGACGAGGUCUCGCGGGGUGAAGUUCGCGCCGCCGUGCUGCGACAUGAGCCGUGCAAUCACUUGACAGAAGAGCUGGAUGAUCUCUUUGCCCCUGCUGGCUCGGAACUUCAAGGUAACAAAAGCUUGUGCCUGUUCACGUGUCUGGGCCUUCGACAUACGAUUGUCCGCACGGAGCCUUCUGAAUGGACAGCGCUUGAUGUGUACCUGGUUGCUGGUCCAAGACGGUUCCGGACCCACACGAAGUGGAAGCAGGCUCUGAGCCGUCGGCUUUGGUGCGGCAGUCGCCGCGCAGAGAGGGCACAGGACACGGCAGACAAUGAGGACGAGGAGCAGGAGGCGUUCUGUUUUGCAGGCCACGAUCUUGGGAUGCUGAUACGUUUUUGCCGUGACGUCAAGAUACUCAGUGCGCCGAGUGGUGAAGAUGGUCAGCCAGCCCAGAAGAAGAAGAAGAAGAAGAAGAAGAAGAAGAAGAAGAAGAAGAAGAAGAAGAAGAAGAAGGAGAAGGAGAAGGAGAAGGAGAAGGAGAAGGAGAAGGACUGGGAGCUGGCGCGUGCAAUGCUCGAGAGGCUGAGACUUCCAGCCCUGGGCUACGGAGAGAAAUAUCUGGCUUACCACUCGCUCGUCACAAAGAUCAUGAAGCGCCUGGCAGAUGGGGAUGCCAGCCAGGUGAUGUGCCAGCUCGUCUUCAGGCUCCCCUCUCCAAGCCAGGCGCAAGGCGCGGGCCGUGUGCAGCACCUCUUUCUGGGGACGCCCGAAGGGAAGCCCGCGGAUGCCUUGCAGCGCUGCUCGCCUGAGGGGCCGUUGAUUCUGGCCGUGGCGCGCCUGGUAAAGACCGCCACCACAUGGCCCACGCCGACCAAGGCCUACGCGCUUGGCAGGGUCUUCUGCGGCAGCGCUGGCAGAGGUCAGCGGGUGCGCUGCACGAGCGGUGCGGGCGGUACGAGUGGAGAGUGUGGACGCAUCGAGCAGAUUGAGCAGAUCGAGCAGCUGGCGCUGCCACUGGGUGGAUUUGCAGAGCCCAUAGAGACGGUCCCGGCAGGGAACCUGGUCCUCGUGGCAGGGCCUGCGAACCUGAUUUUCAAGUCUGGAACCCUGCUGGAUGAAAGCCUUCCAAGCGAGUCCUGCCUGCAAAGCGUCGCCGCGAACGCUCCGCUGCGGCCGCUGGUGCGCGUCUCGGUUCGCCCGCAACGUGCAGAGGACCUGCCCAAGCUGGUGGCCGCCCUACGGCAGCUCAGUGCCUGCGAUCCCGUGGCGCGCUGCCGCGCGGAAGAGUGGGGUGAGCACGUCAUCACCGGCCUUGGAGAACUUCACCUCAGCACCUGCAUCGGGGGGCUCACUGCCGAGCUUGCAGCCACUUCGUCGGAAGAGGUCGACCUGGUCGUCGACAGGCCGCAGUACGUGACGUCCCGGAGUGGGUUGAGCACUUGGAGUUACGGCGUCGAGUACAAGGAGACAGUACGCGCUGCCUCAGACUGCGUCUCCUCCAGCCCCGAAACGAAGAGCUCAGCGGGAGCUGCCGUUGACGUGCGGUGCACGGCCCGAGCGCUGAGGCUCGAGGAGGAGAUCUGCCAGGAACUCGAGGAGGGUGGCCCGCUGUCUCGGGCCAGACCACGCCAGCGUGCGCUGAUGCUUUCGGAUCGCUACGGCUGGCCUCUUCAAGAGUCUCAGAACCUUUGGGCCUGCGGCCCCGCAGAUGGAUGUGGCACCAACAUCUUCGUUCGGGGCGAAUGCGAGCUCCGCUCGGCCGGAGCAGCCAUGGCGGGGGCUUGCCGCUGGGCCUCAGCCGAGGGUGCGAUUUGCGAGGAGCCGCUGCGAGGGAUCCGCUUCCACCUGGGCCUGACACGGGCGGAGGUGGAGGGGGUGGAGGGGGUGCAGGGGGGGAACGUGGUGAACGAGAGCGUUUCGAAGCCAGCUUUCCGCUGGGCCCGUGACUGCAGCGCCGUAGCACGGCGCGUGCUGUUGGCCUCCGCCUUGGACGCUGCUGCUGCGCCGGGCCUUCUGGAACCUUGGUCCCUGGCAGAGGUGGUUGUGCCGGCCACAGCACCCGAGACCGUGGCACUGUUGUGGGGCUUGCUGGUGGCCGUUCGGGGCCUGGAGUUUGCACCAGACUGUGAGCCCGACGAGGAGGGAGCCGCACCGCAGAUGUGGCAAUUUGAGCUGCCAACUUUGGAAUUGGUUGGCCUCGAGGCUCGUCUUAAUGCCGUUGAAGGCCGCCGGCGCAGCAUCAUCGUGAAGGAUCGCUUUCUGCGCUGGGAUGCACUCCCCGGCGUGCUGUCGGGUGACUCCGUUGAUUCGAAGAGCACGUACCUCAAGAGCGUGGUGGUUGGCCUCCGCCGGUGGCGCCAGCUAAAUCCAGCUGUCCCGAGCCAGGAGGAUUUGAUGAGGAACGAACGAUGUCUGCAAGAUGCAGAGCUAAUCGUUGUCGCAGAGAAGGGGCAACAUGACUUUUACGUUUCCGCCGCCGAGGCUGCGUCGCGGGAUGCAGUGCUGAAGAUCUCCACGGAAGAUGUCACGGAAGGCCUGAGGGUCUCCGUUGCCGGCUUGAUGCCGCUGAGUCUGGUGGCACCAAGACGGCCCGUGCCCGUGUUGGGAGGCGUGGUCUCCGGAUCUUGCAUGGCAGCCCUCGGUGUGGUGCUCGGCAUGCCCGAACUUCGAGGUCCGGUGCUCGAGAUUGGCGCGGGUCGCGGACUUCUGGGUUUGGCCACCUCAGCCGCACUCGGCUGCGUGGGUUUGGUGACCGACCUCGAGGAAGAUGUCUGUGAAGCCUUGACAAGGAGCCUCCAUGUCAAUGCCGAGCUGAGCUCCGUGCGGGCCGAAGUCUUAGAUUGGGAUGAUGGCCUGGAAGCAGCAACUUCGCUCCUCGCCGACCCGGAUCCGGGCCUUCUCUUGGGAGCCGACCUAUUGUGGGCAGAUGAUGCAGUCGACCCCUUGUUCGAGGCCGUGGAAGCGGCAGUGAUGGAGGGUUGGACAUUCCUCUACGGUGCUUCGGAUCGGCCCUCCAAUGCCCUCUUGGCGCAACGACUCGCAGAGACGAAGGGCACCAACCUCAAAACGUUCAACUAUCGCGUCGAGAAGGUUUGCCGCGAGUGCCAUGGCUGGCAGACGACCGAGGAUUGCAGAGUCCUGGUCUGGAAAUCUGGCUGCGGGGAGGAAAAAAAGAUCGAAGCACAUGGGACCACAAACCUGAAAGGUGCUCAGCCGCGGAAGGGUAUGGUCAUCGAGCAACUAGGCAUGACAAUCUGCUGGAGCAGUUCACGAGCUCUGCUCAGACACCAUCGGUUCUGUCUCAAGCUGCCGGCCAAAGUGCUUCCAGCAAAUGGCUACGUGCGCAGAAACAAGAUCAAGGAGGGGCAAAGCAGGAAGGCCUGGGAAGUUUUCCCGGUUUUGUUUGCGGUGGUUGCGAGGGAGUUUGAGAUCGGAUCCAAGUUCUGGCCAGAGGUCUUCAGUGCAUUGUCCAUGACGGUGCCCUCCAUUUAUGCCUACCAUGCCGUGCCCGACCUUGCCUCCAACGCAGUUUUCCCAGAAGGUGUCUGGGCUCUGGCAAUCGGCACCUGGAUGCAUUGCCCCUUCAGUGUGGCCUAUCAUCUCGCCUCUGCCGUGCUGGACCAGCGCAGCGGCUAUGAUCCGAUGUGCACGCCAUUUCGGACGAUGGACAUAUCUGCCAUCCACAUAUCUUGCGUCAUCUUCGCCUGGGCCCUUAGCAAUGGAAGCAUGGCCUUCGCCCUCCUCGUGGCCGCCCUCGACGUGCCAUGCAUUUUCAUACUCCUCCGCCGCCUCGUGUAUGGAAGACCUGGUGGAAUUGACGAGAACAUCCGCGUGACCUGCCUUGUGUUUCUGUACACGCUCCCGAUGCUUUUUCGUGGCGACUAUUUCCAUUACAUAGCCGUCAUCUCGUCGUGGCUGGGUGCGUGCUUCUUUUUCAUCGUUGGAAGCUACUUGAACUUAGGAGGAGGAUGGAGCCACGGAGUUUUCCACCUGAUGUGCACUCCUUUUCUCCACUUCAUGAUGUCUGGUGUGGCCAGCUGA